Molecule: messenger RNA, 1864 nt
Organism: Homo sapiens (human)
Lineage: Eukaryota; Metazoa; Chordata; Mammalia; Primates; Hominidae
Gene: AP3S1
Product: adaptor related protein complex 3 subunit sigma 1
Exons: 7
Coding region: 104-592 (162 amino acids)
Biological process (GO): anterograde axonal transport; Golgi to vacuole transport; anterograde synaptic vesicle transport
Cellular component (GO): presynapse; Golgi apparatus; membrane
Molecular function (GO): AP-3 adaptor complex binding
Source: RefSeq, a predicted model, not a curated record
AGGGGGCGGGUGGGGAAGGAUCGCAGGCGAGAUUACGAGGCGAGGCUCGCGCGCCCGCCCCCGCCCUGGCCCCCAGUGCCCACCCGGUCGGCCCGGCACAGCCAUGAUCAAGGCGAUCCUAAUCUUCAACAACCACGGGAAGCCGCGGCUCUCCAAGUUCUACCAGCCCUACAGUGAAGAUACACAACAGCAAAUCAUCAGGGAGACUUUCCAUUUGGUAUCUAAGAGAGAUGAAAAUGUUUGUAAUUUCCUAGAAGGAGGAUUAUUAAUUGGAGGAUCUGACAACAAACUGAUUUAUAGACAUUAUGCAACGUUAUAUUUUGUCUUCUGUGUGGAUUCUUCAGAAAGUGAACUUGGCAUUUUAGAUCUAAUUCAAGUAUUUGUGGAAACAUUAGACAAAUGUUUUGAAAAUGUCUGUGAGCUGGAUUUGAUUUUCCAUGUAGACAAGGUUCACAAUAUUCUUGCAGAAAUGGUGAUGGGGGGAAUGGUAUUGGAGACAAAUAUGAAUGAGAUUGUUACACAAAUUGAUGCACAAAAUAAGCUGGAAAAAUCUGAGACCUUUAUCUUUCAGUCUCCCAGACAGGACAGGUAGACAAGCAAAUAGUUUACACUGGCCUAUUUUGUAUCAGUCAAGAUUUUUCUCAGGUAACAGCUUUAUUAUUAUUUUUAUUUUAAUUAACAAAGGUAGGAUUACAUAAGAAAAGAAAACUAAAAUUAUGAAAAGGGACCUUAAAGCUAGUGUUUCUAAUUUUAUGGACAUUGCCAUAUAUAAUCUAAUCAAAGUGGAAGAUUCGUUUUUGUUGUCUAUUUUUGUACAAAAUGAUGCCACUGAACUCAGAUGUCUUUGUUGACUUUGCUUUAUUAUAUAGCCUGAAUAAAAAGUAAUGAAAUGUAAUUGGUAUAUAAAUUAAACCUCAAAUAUGAAGGCUGUUAACGUAGGUGAGAAAAAUGAUAUGUAUGCAUUUUCUUUUAUUUGUAAGCAUAUUUUCUUUUAAAAUUAUUUCACAAAUUACAAAUGUUCCUACUAAUAGGAAAGCCAAAUAUUAUGCACUAGUGGUACUUACUGGAAAUUUUAGAAUUCAUUUAUUUAUAUUUACUACCUCUUGCAUUUAUGCUUUUCUUUCUCUAAAUUUGUAAACUGUAAGCUGAAUAUAUGUUGCUGAAUCUAUGCUAUAUGACAAAACAUUUUUAAUCGUUAUAUUUUUACUAAUGCAUCAAAGGGUUGGAAUGAUCCUCUUCGUGUAGUUUCAUCUUUAGGCAGAACUAUAUUCUUUGGAUUGAGGCUUUACUUGAAAGCCUAUUUUUUUAAUGUUCUAGAACUUUAUUAGAAAAGUUUAAAAGAGCCCUCACAAUUUAAAAAACUAAUUUUAUUGUUUUAAAAUGUUUUAAGGGUUUAUCCCUAAGAAAUUAAACAAGCACAAUCUAUUACUUGCAAUUUUUAUUUCACAGCACAUAUUGCUAAUAAAUGCCAUUUUAAAAGCAAAAGAAAAUCUAUCACAAUCGUUGCAAGAGAUAUUUAAUAAGGAAACUAAUGUAAAUCAUGCUUCAUGCUAUCUGUCAGUUAAAUCAAGAUAUAGGUGAAGAUUUAGGUUUUAUCAUGUGAAUAUUGUGUGGUAGUGCACAUUAAUUUGUAUUUAAAUCUUUACAUUGUUAUCAUUGCAUGUGUUCACUGUAUUUUUUAAUGUGUCACUGUUUUCUCUUUAUAGAUUAGUAUUUCAAAGUAACCAUUCCAUACCAAUUCAAACUACCAUCUGGUCCCUAAGCUUGUUAUAUGAAAAUCUUUUAUCAUUGUCUUCCAUUGUAAGUGUUUUAUGAUGAGCUACACCUGAGUUGUACAUUUUCUUUUUCUUUUAUUUGCUUCUGU